CCAGUCUGGCUUACAGAGGAUUAAACAGGUUGUCAUCCUUUUAUUUUCAGAUAUUUAUGUUACAUUUUAUUUCCACGGGCACAUAUCGUAAUAUCCGGUUUGCAGUGAUUUUUUCAGCUUUACAUAGUUCCUCUCCAGCUGGAGCGCCUGCGUCUACACUUCCAACCGUGGAUGCUUCCAACUCGACCAGAAGCUCCAUGUCAGCCAGAACCGGGUGGGCGGGUUUCCUGCUCACGUCCCUGGGUCUUUUGUGACUGUUCAAUCCAGUGGGCUGCGCAGUUUACAAAUGCAUGAAAUGCUGAAAAGAGGGGCAGUCCCCACUGCACAAUGCGCAACACAACUGGAUAGGAUGUCCGGGAACUAAACAUUUACAGAGCAUUCAGGUUAAAUGAGCGUGUGAGCUGCAUUAUAAGACCCUCCGUCUACUCUGGAAAUGAAUACAUUUAAGCGCCGUGGCAGGAUGUCCCUCUCGUGCGGGUGUUAGCGAAUGGACGAACAACAUGGACGACCAGCGGGACGUUCAAACUAACAAGAGAAACGGAGGUUGCCGGUCUGUAAUGUCGGCUGGGUCCGCAGUGGCCAUGGAGAUAAAACGGAAGAAAAUACGACAGAGUGCCUUAUUUGUACAAAACGAGGACACCAAUAUCCAACAGAAGUUGGACUUUGAGAUGCGUAUGCGAGAAGGAGCUUACAAGCUGCUGCUUGCCUGCAGUAAGAGGCAGCAGGUUCUCAAUGCUUCCAAGAACCUGCUGACCUGCAAUGCCAGAAUCAAGGCUUACCUCACUCAGCUGCAGAAGAAGAAAGAGGAGCAAGACAUGAUGGGAGGAGCAAAGAGAUUUUCAGAUCAAGGUGUAGAUGACCGUGUGCCCUGUAGUGGUGCAGUUGCAAUAUCUGGGCUGAGGAUUCCGUUGAUGUGGCGAGAUUCAGAUCACUUCAACAAUAGAGGGAGUAAGUUUGCUCGGCGGGUGGCAGUCUUCUGUCUGAUGCAGAUUGGCUCUGAGGUGUUUGACACAGACAUGGUGGUGGUAGACAGAUCAGUCACUGACAUCUGCUUUGAGGGAAUCACCAUAUUCAAACAGGCAGUUCCCCAGUUUGAGCUGAAGGUGGAGCUGUGGAGCUGUGCAGUGGAGGAAGAGCUCACAUUAGUAAACACGCCAAAGAAACUGGCCAAGAAGCUCCGCAACUCCUUUGGAAAGUCUGCUGGGAAGAAACUGUGUCCUCUGCUGGACACUCCAGACCCUGACACCUUCCUGCAGUACAACCCAAUACCCGCUGGAGCCAAAUACAGCCUCCUGGCCUACACAACGCUCCGUCUGCCCCAGGCUGAAGGCAGCUUUCAGUCUCACUCUCUCAUUGUCCUACAGGAUGCAGAGUGGUCUUCCUGGCUUCCUCUUUAUGGUAACCUCUGCUGCCGGCUGGUGGCUCAGCCUAUCUGUAUGACACAAACCAUGAUGACCGGCUACCUGAACCAGAAGCAAAGCGUGGAGGGGAUGAAUCGCUCCUGCAGUCUCUACUGUGUGCUAAGUGCUCGUUCAUUGUCCUGUUACUUUACCCAAGAGGAGAUUGAUGCUAAAGUGCAGCCCACUCUAAAAGUACCCAUCAGUAUGGAUACUCGGAUCCGUGUGAUGGAGAAGGAGUCAGCAGGCCACAAGUCCAGGAGUCUGUCCAUCAUCAACCCUUCAUCAGAUGGAACUCAGACUGUCAGCUUCACCACAAACAGCAGGGAGGAGCUCGAGGACUGGCUGGACGCCCUCCACCAGCAUCUCUAUGAUCAGAGCCAGUGGUUGCACUGCUGUGACCAGCUAAUGAAGAUCGAGGUCACAUCACCACGGAAACGAUCGCUCUUCCUCACCAAACAGGCUGACUCUGUUUACAACGAUCUCAGUAUAAAUUCCCCAGGCCAGUUUGAGAGCAUCACAGACAUCAUCCAUACCAAGAUUGAGGAGACUGAUGGCCGCUUUCUGAUCGGUCAUGAGGAGGAGGAGAGGGAGGUACCCAACUGGUCCACUCUGUUUGAUGGCUCCCAUUCAGUGACGGUGCAGAAGAGUGUCCUGUCCCAGAGCAAAACAUCCACCCCUUUUUCAAGCCCCAAUCCAAACUCAAGCUCUACACCAAGUAGCAAUAAGAAGCGGCGUGCCCCACCCCCUCCUGUGGACCAAGAGCCUUACACUCCUCCUAGCCGUCCUGCCAGACCUCCCCUCCCUACUUCUCUCCACCGUCCUCCUCUUCCAUACCAAGAGAAGGAGAACUCGGAUGUCUGCAAUACGCGCCCAGCCACAAGGCCCAAAACAGGAAGACCGUCCCUGGAUGCCAAAUUUUCUGCCAUCAUCCAGCAGCUCCAGCGGAACAACGCUAGCGGAGUCGGGGCCCUCAGCCGAAAAAAUGCCCCACUGGGCGUACUUGAUGUACAACCACAAGGUCAAUAUCAGGCCAGUCUCCAGCAGUCCGAGUACCAGAAUGCCACAAAUCCUGAAGCCACAGCUGACCCCUGUGGCUUUGUCAGGCCCGUUCAUGGUCCUGGUCCUGUUCCUGCUCCAAGGAGCAAGCUGAGGAAGUCCUUCAGAGACAGGAUUAGCCUUAAACCUUUGUGAACUUAACAUCUGUUUUCAAAAUUUAAUAUCUACGCCAAUUUACUACUAUUACAGACAACUAUGCUAACAGUUGACAAAAUCAGAUAUGAUGAAUAUAUUUUACAGCUGCUACUAAUGAUUAUUUUUACUGUUGAUUAAUCUGUAGAUAUGUUUUCUCAAUCAGUUAGUUGUUUGGUACCUAAACUGUGAGAAAAUUGUAACCCUAACUCCAAUGUGUUUUCAUCAAAUAUCAUGUUUGACCCACAGCCCAAAGAUAUUCAAUGUACUGUCGUGGAGGAGUAAAAAAAACAAAACAAAAAAAAACAGAAAAUAUCCACACUGAGGAAUGAGGAUUUGGUUAAUUUUACCCUUUUUCCUUCUCAAAAUGAUUAUUGAGCUUGAAUCAAUUAUCAAAAUAUUUGGCAAAGAAUUUAAUAUUUGAUAACUCCAUCCAUUGCCGCAGCACUUAUUUUACAGUAUAUCAGCAGCAGUAACGUGACAAUAAAUAGGGCUUUGUUGUAUUUCUCUGUAUUUUACUUAAAGGGAAUGGGCCCUUAACAAAAUAAGACCACCAUAAAGUCCAUCAUCUCCUAUCAUGGGAUCAGGGAUUUGUUGAUACAUCUCCACAUUUUUCUUACCACUGUAAAAGUUUUUCACGAGCAGCUAAACCAUGGAUGUAUAUUGGCUUGAGCACUGCCAUCAUCAAUCCCAGUAAAAUGGAAAGGCUUAUUUCUCAGCUCUGCCACUGGAACAGGGACUGAUGAAAGAACCUUUGCAAAAGCACUCAAAUUGGAAUUGAUCCAUAGGCUGACUGUGGACGAGUCAUUCCUUUUGGAACUAUUGACUUAUUCCACUUACUGUGACGACUUUAUGACCACUAUAGCUUAUUUUAAGGGAACAGAAUUUUAGGAGCAAUUGCAGGCACUAAUGUGACUUUUCCAUUUCCCAGAGGUCUUAAUAAUGGAGUGACCUUGGUUUUCAGUGACUACACAGUAUGUCCAACAUAAUUUAACACUGCAGCAAAUAAAUGAGAUGAACAUAAUUGAAUGAAUGAGUCUUUUGAGUGGCUAAAAUAAUGAACGCCCUUGUCUGUGUUUUGAAUGCAUCUAGUAUGGCUAGCCACUACAUUUUUCAACCACUUUAAUAGUCACGUUUGGAAGAAUGGUCUUUGUAAUUACAUGGAGUGUAUGAAACAUAAUGUUCGCCCUGACCAGAUGAAGCACAGUGAAAGCUACAUUCUCAUUUUUUAAGUCUCACCCUCUAAAUUCCGUUUAAUCAAGAGAGGUAGAUGUAGAUUUGGGAGCUGGCGGAUUACUGAAGGAUUUUGUUUAAGCCUUGAAAGAGCCAAGAAUGGAUUAUUCAAAAGGUGAUGCAGCUCAUUAUUAGCAGCAUUCAUGUUUUUUUAUGCCUCAUGUGUAAUACCAAUACACUAGUCACAAUGAUGCAGUGCUUUCCAUAUCUGCAUUAAACAAACUGAGUCAUUGCGACAUAUCCUUAAUACUGUUUAUCCUGAGGCUGAUGUGGCUACACCUCAGGCUGUGUGAUUAUUGGUAAAUCAUCAUAAAUACUUCACCAGUAAAACCGCAGCUCCCACUGAUUUUAGGGAAAAGUUUAUUGGACCAGUCUGCCUGGAAAUUCCAUCAGUAUGUCAUCCUUUUUAUACAUUUUUUUUCAUGCUAUGAAAACAAAAUGCAUAUCACUCGUAAUAAUACUGUGAAAGCUUAAAUUCCUGUAUAUUUUGAGUCAUUAGUUGUACUGCUCUAGUAAGGUUUAUGUAAUGUAACCAUUACAGGAAAAGGCUGAGAGGGAGACUGUGACCUAAUAAGUAAAAAAUGUAUGACUGCAUUCUGACUAAACAUGGACCGGUUAUUUCCGCUUUGCUCAACACUAAAUGAGCCACUUAUUUCAAUGUAUGUCUUCUUAAAAUACUGUGUAAAUCAUUUUGAAUAAUUGCAUACAACAGGAUUAAUGGUUCAGUGAAAUGUUUUAUGGUCUUUGUUUUGUUGCUUCUUAUUAAAAUGUUGCCUAAUUCCUUUUUUAUAGUUCAAUGCUACCUUCUCAUUUCAAUGUCAUUUUUAUAGCUCAAGAAUUACUUAGACAUUAAAUGGCACUGUCCUUAUGUUCUAGUAAGUAGUGGUACAUUAAUCCUGUCCUAGUGUGGUGUAAUUUAUGAACAGUGCAAUGUAAAAAAUAUUGUAGUUAUUUUUGUUUCACAAAAAGUGCAAUUUUCUCCUCAUUCUGUGUUCGCUGUUGUCUUGGAAGCUAACUGUAUUUUUUAUUAUUGCUGAUCUGCAAUAAAA
Sphaeramia orbicularis (orbiculate cardinalfish) is the source of this 4870-nucleotide messenger RNA. It is a transcript of the gene rtkn2, whose product is annotated as rhotekin 2. Gene Ontology annotation, biological process: hemopoiesis; positive regulation of cell population proliferation; signal transduction. The coding region runs from base 501 to 2591 and encodes 696 amino acids. The transcript is spliced from 13 exons. The record is from RefSeq and is a predicted model, not a curated record. NCBI's taxonomy places the organism in Eukaryota, Metazoa, Chordata, Actinopteri, Kurtiformes, Apogonidae.